Geodia barretti is the source of this 2510-nucleotide messenger RNA. The record is from the annotation of a GenBank genome assembly. NCBI's taxonomy places the organism in Eukaryota, Metazoa, Porifera, Demospongiae, Tetractinellida, Geodiidae.
GGCAAACGUAUAAAGGGCCACUAUAAUUAGUGUGAAAUUCCAUUCUUCCCACGGGGGCUUGCUAGGCUUCAGAUCCCGCAAGGUGCUGCGUCUAUAAAAGAGCGCCAGUGUCCACUCCUUCGAACCUCUCACUUCCGGCGAAACCCUUUGAUCUACCGCCGCCGACGCCCACGCGAUGACUUCCCGCCACGCCAUCGGGAAGGCCCUCUCUUCCUCAUUCGAGCAACGCAGCUCUUCCAGCAGUACUAGUCUUCGUAUUACACCUUCUCGACAGACACCUCCGACAGCAAUGGCGCAGCAGCAAGAAGUCCUGGACACCUCACUGUCGGCGACAGAGCCGUCGCCCAUGAGGAAGAAGCGUAUCGAAGAGAAAGAGGAGCUUGCCCACCUGAACGACCGGUUCCUGGAGUACAUCCAGCAAGUUCGGAGGAUGAAGGAUGUCAACAUACACCUGGAGACGGAGCUGCAUACGGUGCGGGAGCAGCUGGGGAAGGAAGCCGAGUCGGUGAAACAGCUCUACGAGGCGGAGCUGUCCGACGCGCGGACGCUGAUCGACGAGACGGCGAAGGAGAAGGCGCGCCAGCAGAUCCUCAACAGCAAGAGCGUCGCCCGUAUCGACGAGCUAGAGGCAGAACUGAAGGCAGUGCAGGGCAGACUAGAUGGACUGGAGGCUCAGCUGGCAGCUGCCGAGAGAGCAGCUGCUUCCAGUGAGGCCCAGAGAAGAGCCAUGGCGGACGAGAAAAACAGGUUCCAGAAACAGGCCAAGGACCUAGAGCAUGAUGUGGCGGAGCUCCAAGCCCAGAUUGUCUCCCUGAGAGAGAGCAUGGAGGCAGAGACACUGAGCAAGGUGGACCUCCAGAACAACAUCCAGAGCCUCAGAGAGGAGCUGGCCUUCCGCAAGAAGAUCUAUGAAGAGGAGUUGGCCAGUCUCCACUCCAAGCUGGAGAAGACGACCGUAGAGAGUGUGGACCUCGGUCACCUCCUGGACUCCAGACUGGAGGCCGCCAUCGAGGAACUGAGGGACAAGAGUGAGACCGAGAUUGCCCAGUACAAACUGGAGGUGGAGGCCACUUACAAAGACAAGAUAGCGAUACUGGAGGGCCAGUCGAAGAAGGACGUAACGGCCAUUUCCAGGAUCAACACGGAGCUGCACAGGAUGAUGUCCUCUCUCGGGGACUCCAGCAGUGAGAUCUCCCGUCUCCAGAAGUCUAACGAGAAGAUGGCAAGUAUACUGAGGUCCAAGGAGGAGGAGCUGGUGUCUGCCCGCCAGAGCCACACAGAGGAGGUGUCCAAACUGGUAGCUGAGCUGCGAGGUCUCCGGGAGAGCUACGAGACCAAGAUCAGGGAGUACGAGGAGCUGAUGGACAUCCGUAUUCAGCUGGACCAGGAGAUUGCCACGUACCAAGCCCUCCUGCACGAGGAGGAGACCAGGCUGCACAUCACGGUGACUCCACCGAGGGAGAAGAGGCGGAGCCUGAGGGUCCCCAUGUCCGAGCCGGUCCCCAAGAGGCCACGCCUCCACCAGCAGCAGCAGGGGAGCAGUCCUUCACCACCACUUCCUCCGCGGGGUUCAUACAGAUCUGUGACGUGGAUCCAUCGGGGAAGUUUGUGCGGAUCAAGAACAUGUCCGCACAGAUUGAGAGUCUGGGGAAGUUCAAGAUCCAACACGAGGUGGAGGGGAGCAGCGAAGUCGUGUUCCGGUUCCACGCCAAGUCCAAGCUCCAGGGAGGACACUCUGUCACUGUGUGGGGCUCCAAGGCCGAGGGGGCUGUCCACUCUCCCCCCGACAACAUCAUAUGGAAGGCAGUGGAGAACUGGGGGUGCGGGGCGCCUGGAGAGAAGACAGUCACUAAAUUAGUGGCUCCCAGCGGAGAUGUUGUGGCGACCUUCUCCCAGAGGAGCGAAGUGAAGAUCACUCCGGUGAAGAGCAAGCAGCAGGUGUCUGGCUCUCCCUCCAGCCUGGCUGACGCGGGGUCCCUCUCCUACCCCAGUCUCCCCGAGUCAGGUGAGGAUCCCCUCCCCUCUUCCUCCUCCUCCUCCACCACCCAGCGCCCACCAGGCUCCGUCCAGAGGGUUGGAGAUGAACACAUGUUUCACCAAAAGGGUGAUCCCAGGUCCUCCAAGAGCUGCAGGGCCUCCUAAGCUCCACAAUAACCAAUAGCAAUUGACUCUCUAGUGACAACAUCUAUUAUUCCUAGCAGUAACAUUACUCAUACAGGUGGCCACUGGCAGUAGAGCUGUGGCUAUUUCUCCAACUACUGGCUGGAGGUUUGCAUGGAUCCUAGUUUUUUUCCUAAGAUACUGUAAUUUGCUCUUCUUUUGCUGACUUUGCUGUAACAUUUAUUGCAUUCCCCCCUCCCUGUCUUUCCAAAAGGGUGGAGAUUUAUUUUUCUCAAUUACUGUGGAAUAAUGACGCAGGCUAUAACAAUUGCAUCGUCAAAAGUUGAUUGUAUAAAAAUAGACGUGAUUACAAUGAUGACAUCAGGGGAGGUGGUCCAGGUUCAUGUUCC